AUUUGACAUAAACUAUAUCGUGAAAAAGCGCAAGGAGCAAAUGAAACUGAAAGAUGAUUAUCAUAAAAAGCUGUUUGCAUUAUUAAAUGCGACUAAAAUUGGCGAAAAUUUGAGGUAUUUUUCAAAGCGACCCCACAUUGGAGGAACACCGCGUUCAAAGGAAUUAGCGGAUGACAUCGAAAGAAGAUGGAGGGAAUACGGCUUUGACAAAGUGGAACAACCAGAAUAUGAUAUUCUUUUACCUUACGUUCAACCAAACAUAUCAAAUUCCGUACAGAUUUUGAAUUCCACUCGGGAAGUGACUUUCGAGUUCUCUGGGGAAGAAAAGUCGCCAGAUCCGAGCGAAAACGACACUACGAUGUACCCAUCAUUUUUGGGUUACGCUAAGCAAGGUUCUGCCGAAGGAAAGCUCCUGUAUGUGAAUUAUGGAACAUCGGAAGAUUUUCAAGUAUUGAAAAAUAACUUGAGUAUCGCAAACUGCAGCGGCUACAUUGUCAUCAUGCGAUAUGGAAAGAUAUAUCGCAGUGAAAAGGUCAAAAACGCCGAAGAAUGUGGGGCUGUUGGUGCCAUUUUGUACAAUGACCCUGCUGAUUAUGCACCAAAAGGCCAGGAUAAGGUUUAUCCAAACUACAUUUGGCUCCCAAAGACAGGAGUCGAGGGCGGCAGCGUAUUUAUUCUUCCGGGAGAUCCGUUGACACCUGGAUUACCGUCUAUUAAAGGAGUAUUUAGAAUACCCGAAGAGAAGGCUGGACUGCCCAAGAUACCGGCCACACAGAUGCCAUACGUGGAUUCCGUUAGACUUUUGGAGAUCAUGAAAGGUGACGACGUUCCGAAAAGUUGGCAAGGUAUGUUAAAUAUCUCCUACAAACUCGGCAACGGCGGUCUAAUGAACAACAACACUGUCAAAAUUCAAGUAAAUGUGCCCAACAAACGUCAAAAUGUGUAUAACGUUAUCGGCACCAUAUACGGCAAAGAGGAGCCAGAUCGUUGGAUAUUGAUAGGGAAUCAUAGGGACGCGUGGGGAUUUGGUGCGGUGGAUGCCUCUAGUGGUACGUCAGCCAUGAUGGAAAUAUCACGUGGUCUAGGCGAGCUUUUAAAGCAAGGUUGGCGCCCAAGACGCACCAUCAAAUUCUGCAGCUGGGGAGCCCAUGAAGCAGGUUUUAUAGGAUCAACGGAAUGGGUGGAAGAAAAUGAACGAGCAUUGUCAACAAAAGCAAUAACCUACAUAAAUAUCGAUAUCGCAGUUAGUGGCAAUCUUACCUUGAAACUAAAAGGCUCCCCCCUGCUCAAGACCGCAAUUACUAAGAAUGUUAAGGAAGUUGACGACCCGCACGGGAGAAAGGUAUACGAUCAGAUGGUUAAAGUGAAUGGUCAAUUCACUUACGGAGACUUGGUUUAUGCUAAUUCAGAUUAUCUUACUUUUUAUCAAUUUUGCGGAGUGCCAUCCUUCGACAUGACCUACGCUGGUAAGGUAUUCUACCCCGUUUAUCACACAGUCUACGACACGUACAAGUGGCUCCAAGGUUUGAUCGAUCCCUACUUCAAAUUCCACCUAACCACGGCUAGAGUUGCCUCAAAGCUGUUGAUGUAUACGGCUGACAGUUUUGUAUUACCGCUCGAUGUCACAGAGUAUGGCAAAUCUCUUAACCGCUCACUGAAAACAUUGAGGAAAAAUCAUGGGAAAGAACUUGAAAAGAACGCCACCUUAGAUUACAUUGAGAAUGCAAUAAAAAGAUUCGAAGAAGAAGCGCAGAAAUUCCAAGCGGAAAAAGAGAAAGCAUUCGACGAAAAAGUUGACGUAAAACUACGAGAUCUCAAUGACCGUAUGGUCAACGUUGAAAAAUCCUUCAUCAGCGCUCCGGGCUUGCCAAAUCGACCAACCACAAGGCACAUUGUAUUCGCGCCAUCUGUCAAUAAACCCUAUGGUAGUUUUCCGGGAAUCUCUGAUCUGAUGUUUAAGCAGCAUAAAACUGAUCAGGAUUGGUUGGAUAUCAAGGAGCAGAUGUCUGUUGUAUUCAAAGCGAUUUCGAGUGCAACAGAUACACUGAAAAGCGAUGCAAUAUGAAAACCAGGAAUGACCACUAACGAUACUUUUUCUUCGUAAUGUUUAGAGUAUUCACGUUGUGGUAGAAAUCGUUGUUUAGGACAGCAGUUAGA
Molecule: messenger RNA, 2157 nt
Organism: Dendronephthya gigantea
Lineage: Eukaryota; Metazoa; Cnidaria; Anthozoa; Malacalcyonacea; Nephtheidae
Product: N-acetylated-alpha-linked acidic dipeptidase 2-like
Exons: 8
Coding region: 41-2065 (674 amino acids)
Molecular function (GO): carboxypeptidase activity
Source: RefSeq, a predicted model, not a curated record